GGGGCCGGGGCCGGGGCCGAGCCGGGCACCCCGCGCACCCCGCGCUCCGGGCGGCGCGAGCCGGUCCUGCCGCGGCCGCCGGUGUCCGAGGCGGCUCUGGGCGCGCGGGGCGAGGCGGUGCGGCUGCAGCUGCAGGACAGUGAGCUGCGGCUGCAGGAGGAGAGCGUGCGGCUGCACCAGAUCAACAUCUACCUCAGCGACCGCAUCUCGCUGCACCGCCGCCUGCCCGAGCGCUGGAACCCGCUGUGCAAAAAGAAGACAUACGAUUAUGAACGUUUGCCCACGACGUCUGUCGUCAUAGCGUUUUAUAAUGAAGCCUGGUCAACCCUCCUUCGGACAGUUUACAGCGUCCUCGAGACGUCCCCAGACAUCCUGCUAGAAGAAGUUAUCCUUGUAGAUGACUACAGCGAUAGAGAGCACCUGAAGGAGCGCCUGGCCAGUGAGCUGUCCCGGCUUCCCAAGGUGCGCCUGAUCCGCGCCAACAAGAGGGAGGGCCUGGUGCGCGCCCGGCUGCUGGGGGCUUCCGCGGCGAAGGGCGACGUGCUGACCUUCCUGGACUGCCACUGCGAGUGCCACGAGGGGUGGCUGGAGCCGCUGCUGCAGAGGAUUCACGAGGAGGAGUCAGCGGUGGUGUGCCCUGUCAUCGAUGUCAUCGACUGGAACACCUUCGAGUACCUGGGGAACUCUGGGGAGCCCCAGAUCGGGGGUUUCGACUGGAGGCUGGUGUUCACGUGGCACGUGGUUCCUGAGAGGGAGAGGCUGCGGAUGCGGUCCCCCACCGACGUUAUCAGGUCCCCAACCAUGGCUGGUGGGCUGUUUGCCGUGAGUAAGAAAUAUUUUGAAUAUCUGGGGUCCUAUGACACAGGAAUGGAAGUUUGGGGCGGAGAAAACCUCGAAUUCUCCUUUAGGAUUUGGCAAUGUGGUGGCACCCUGGAGACGCACCCGUGCUCCCACGUUGGCCACGUCUUCCCCAAGCAAGCUCCCUACUCCCGCAGCAAGGCUCUGGCCAACAGUGUGCGCGCAGCUGAAGUGUGGAUGGAUGGAUAUAAAGAGCUCUACUACCAUCGCAACCCCCACGCCCGCUUGGAGCCCUUUGGGGAUGUGACGGAGAGGAAGCAGCUCCGUGAGAAGCUCCGGUGUAAGGACUUCCGGUGGUUCCUGGAGAACGUGUAUCCGGAGCUGCACGUGCCUGAGGACAGGCCUGGCUGCUUCGGGAUGCUCCAGAACAAAGGACUAAAAGAUUACUGCUUUGACUAUAACCCUCCCAACGAAAACCAGAUCACGGGACACCAGGUCACUCUGUACCUCUGCCACGGGAUGGGGCAGAACCAGUUUUUCGAGUACACGUCCCGGAAUGAAAUCCGCUAUAACACCCGCCAGCCGGAGGGGUGCGUGGCUGUGGACGCGGGAACGGAUAUCCUCACCAUGCAUCUCUGCAAGGAAGUGGCCCCGGAGAAUCAGAAGUUCAUCCUGCAGGACGAUGGUUCUUUAUUUCACGUACAGUCCAAGAAGUGUGUGCAGGCCGAAAGGAAGGCCUCGGGCGACAGUUUUGUCCCCCUCUUGAGAGACUGCACUGACUCGGACCAUCAGAGGUGGUUCUUCAAGGAACGCAUGUCGUGAAGUGUCGCCGCCCCAAGGAAGCCAUGAGGGAGAUUGGGGCCUGGGGACCCAGCCGAGUACGGUGACAGUGCCUCCAGAACCUGGCUGCUCUUCUUUGAUAAGGAAAUUGUUCUGCAGUUUGUGAAAGUGAUGUUGGAUUUAAUGAGACUGUGAAUAAGCUUUGUACUGAUUUUGAAACUUUAAAAUUGUUCCCAAACACCCUGUUUUCAAAGGGCAAUCAUAAAAUGUUAACUCUUGGUUUUCAAAGACUUAAAAACCUUUAAAUAUUUUUCUAUCAA
Equus quagga is the source of this 1898-nucleotide messenger RNA. RefSeq names its product polypeptide N-acetylgalactosaminyltransferase 12 (gene GALNT12). The transcript has 10 exons. NCBI's taxonomy places the organism in Eukaryota, Metazoa, Chordata, Mammalia, Perissodactyla, Equidae. The annotation marks the transcript as partial. The record is from RefSeq and is a predicted model, not a curated record. Gene Ontology annotation, cellular component: Golgi apparatus.